AUGGACAUCUACAACUCCACUUUGUCACCAGCGCUGGACAUCGGCGCAGGUUGUUACCUGCUGGUUGUAGCUGUGCUCUCCAUCAUAGGAAACCUCCUGGUCCUCAUCAUCGCAUUCAAAAGGUCAUCGAGGAUGAAGCCAGUGGAGCUGCUGAGUGUGAAUCUGGCAGUGACAGACCUGGGAGCAGCUGUCACCAUGUACCCUCUGGCUGUGGCCUCUGCCUGGAGCCACCGCUGGCUCGGGGGAGAUAUUACCUGUAUUCUUUACGGCCUGGCAGGAUUCUUCUUCGGCAUCGCCAGCAUUAUGAACCUGACUAUCUUGGCCAUAGUGCGCUUCACUGUUUCCAUCAAUCUGCAGUCUCCCAAGGAGAAAAUCAGCUGGAAAAAGGUGAAGAUGCUGUGCAUGUGGACCUGGCUGUAUGCUCUGAUUUGGGCUCUGUUCCCCAUACUGGGCUGGGGCCGGUAUGGCCCAGAGCCCUUUGGGCUCUCCUGCUCACUGGCCUGGGGAGAGAUGAAACAUGAGGGUUUCUCUUUCGUCAUCUCCAUGUUCUCCUUCAACCUCAUCAUGCCUUCUAUUAUCAUCAUCUUCUGCUACUUUGGCAUCGCCAUCAAGCUCUAUUUCACCUACAAAAAGUCAAUAAACAACAGCAACCGAGUCCCCCAUAUUGUCAAGCUGCAUCGGAGGCUGUUAGUAAUCGCUGUCCUGAUCAGUGUAGGCUUCCUAGGCUGCUGGGCUCCGUAUGGCAUGGUAAGCCUGUGGUCCAUUUUCCAUGACAGUAAAACCAUCCCACCUGAAGUCAGUCUCCUGCCGUGCAUGUUUGCGAAGAGCUCCACUGUAUACAAUCCCAUGAUAUACUACGUCUUCAGCCAGAGCUUCAAAAGGGAGGUAAAGCAGCUGCGAGGGAUGUGCCUAGGGUUUAAUUCAUGCCGUGUUUCCAGCAGCGUCAAUGACAACAGCAUUUACAUGGUUAGCACUGACAUCAAGCCUAAAAUAGCAGCACGAUCUACUUUUCAGGAUAUCACAGAGUCAAAGAUAGUGACUUUGAGUUGA
Molecule: messenger RNA, 1050 nt
Organism: Toxotes jaculatrix (banded archerfish)
Lineage: Eukaryota; Metazoa; Chordata; Actinopteri; Toxotidae
Gene: opn8b
Product: opsin 8, group member b
Exons: 4
Coding region: 1-1050 (349 amino acids)
Biological process (GO): G protein-coupled receptor signaling pathway; visual perception
Cellular component (GO): membrane
Molecular function (GO): G protein-coupled receptor activity
Source: RefSeq, a predicted model, not a curated record